Molecule: messenger RNA, 437 nt
Organism: Cuculus canorus (common cuckoo)
Lineage: Eukaryota; Metazoa; Chordata; Aves; Cuculiformes; Cuculidae
Product: antimicrobial peptide THP2
Biological process (GO): defense response
Cellular component (GO): extracellular region
Source: RefSeq, a predicted model, not a curated record
CCACAGUCAAAGCCCACGGGAGGAAAGGGACCAAGAGCACAUCUUGUGUGGCUUCUGGGCUCACCUGAUACCUGCGAUACAGCAAAUCCACAGUCAUGAAGAUCCUCUACCUGCUCUUUUCUCUUCUCUUCUUGGCCCUCCAAGUUUCUCCAGGUUUGUCUUCACCCCAGCGGGACAAGAUUUUCUGUAGAAAAGGGACCUGUCACUUUGGAAGAUGUCCUGUCCAUUUGGUUAAAGUUGGAAGUUGCUUUGGGUUCCGCUCCUGCUGCAAAUGGUGAGCCAUGGGAUGCAUAAAAACUUCAUGGAUUGUUCAUUUGAUGAGAAUUUCUUCUAAACCCAGGAAUUUUCUUUGAAUCCCCUUACUGCUAAAGGCAUCAGAUUCUGCUACAAAACCUUGUGCGCCUUUCAUUUUGAAUGUAAAAAGCUUUGUGAUAUAG